CUGUCAUUCAGUUGCCAUGGCAGAGCGGGUGCUAGUGAUUGGCAGUGGUGGGCGGGAACACACCCUGGCAUGGAAGCUGGCACAGUCACCACACAUCCAGGGGGUCCUGGUUGCACGGGGAAUGCUGCUGGCACCGCCAACUGUGGAAAGAUCUCCAACUCUGGCAUGGUAGAUGACCUGCAAGCGGCGGGGGUCCAGUGUUUCGGCCCUUCGUGGAAGGCUGCCCAGUAGGAGGCAAGUAAGAGUUUCUCCACGGCCUUUAUGGACCGCCACGGCCUCCCCACAGCCCACUGGUGCUCCUUCACUGACCCCCAGGAGGCCUGCAGCUACAUCCUCACGGCCAGUUUUCCUGCUCUGGUGGUGAAGGCCAGUGGCCUGGCUGCAGGGAAGGGUGUCAUUGUGGCCAAGGACCAGGAGGAGGCCUGCCAGGCUGUGCUGGACAUAAUGAAGGUGCUGAUGCCCUUGCUGAAGAGUGACCUGUACGAAGUGCUCCAGAGCACUCUGCAGGGGAAGUUGGCAUCCAGCGCCCCUGUGUGGCACCAGGACAGCUCUGCAGUUACUGUGGUCAUGGCCAGCCCUGGCUACCCUGGCUCCUAUAAGAAAGGUGUCGCAAUCACAGGCACCAACCUGCAGGCACUGAUGGAGCAGGCCAAGAGAACGUCCAGCUCAGCAGAAAUCGUGGUGGUAACCUCCAACCGGCCGGGGGUCUUGGGCCUCAAAAGAGCCUCUUUGGCCGUCAUUCAGACACGGGUGAUUGACCAUAAGCUGUACGGUAGCCGAGCAGAGUUUGACGGCACCAUUGACCGCAUGCUGGAGGAAUUUGACGUGGAGGUGGUGUGUCUCGCUGGCUUCAUGAGGAUCCUCACAGGGUCCUUCGUCAGAAAAUGGAACGGAAAACUGCUUAACAUCCAUCCAUCCCUGCUGCCCUCCUUCAAGGGGGUGAAUGCCCAGAAACAGGCUCUGCAGGCGGGGGCACGGGUCACUGGCUGCACCGUCCAUUUUGUGGCUGGAAGUACUGUACUCGGAACAGAUCCUGCCUCCGCUCACCAAUACUAACCAUAACCAGAUGUUAUAAAAAUUAGCUCGGAUCAGAUCUUAAAGCCAAACUUAUCCUGUGUUUCCUGGUCCACUGCAGAACAUGGUUGAAUUUUUUUUAUUUUUCGAAAAAUGGAUGCACAUUUAGUUUGUUAUCCAUAGCUUGAGAUCGAAAAGGCUUUAUUUAGAAACCCCUCACCCCUAGGGUUAAGCACAAGCUCAGAUUUCUCUGAUACAGGUUUACGUUAGGUGGAAUUCUAGCCAUAUCGCCUACACCUAUCCAGUCCUUUCAGAUACAG
Molecule: messenger RNA, 1334 nt
Organism: Oncorhynchus kisutch (coho salmon)
Lineage: Eukaryota; Metazoa; Chordata; Actinopteri; Salmoniformes; Salmonidae
Product: trifunctional purine biosynthetic protein adenosine-3-like
Exons: 6
Coding region: 262-1056 (264 amino acids)
Biological process (GO): 'de novo' IMP biosynthetic process
Cellular component (GO): cytosol; cytoplasm
Molecular function (GO): ATP binding; phosphoribosylglycinamide formyltransferase activity
Source: RefSeq, a predicted model, not a curated record